UUUUUCAUCCAAGGCGUCGUUUUCAUUUCCAACCUCUUCACUAUUAACACACUCUUCAUCUUCUACUACUACUACUACUACCAUACAUUUCAUUUCAUUUUCUUCACCCUAAAACACUUUUCACUUUUUCAUUCUUCCAACCACUCACUCACUAUGGCUUGGUUUUCUGAUUCAACUACUCACAAACAAUCUCGUCCCUCUCAACCCAUUUACGUUCCUCAAUUCCGUUCCAACAACAACAUUCAUCAACAACAACAACCUUACAACAACAACAACAACAACAACAAUCGAACCCAUUUUCCAUCAACCAAUGAUUCACCUCACUUCACUUUCAAUCGUUCAACUCCUCGACCACGUGGUCGAGGCGGUUACGGUUUCGGCCCUCCACGUCAUCAUCAACAACAACAACAACAACAACCACGGAGCUAUGAUCCUUCUUACCGGAACAACCGGUCACCGUUUGAAACUAACGCUGAACCAGAAAACGGUUCAAAUGGUUUAAACGGCGUCGUUGCGAAUUUUGAAGCCUACGAUUCAAUCCCUGUUGAAGCGACUGGAGAGAAUGUUCCUCCUCCGGUGAAUGUGUUCGCUGAAACGGAACUUCAUGAUGAUUUGAAGAACAACAUUGAACGAUGUAAGUAUGUGAAACCUACUCCGGUUCAGCGUUACGCGAUCCCCAUUGCCGUUGCUGGUAGAGACCUUAUGGCUUGUGCUCAAACUGGUUCUGGUAAAACGGCGGCGUUUUGUUUCCCGAUCAUAUCUGGGAUCAUGAAGGAACGUUUAGCUUCUGAGUUUUCUGAUAUGAAACUUUGCGGUGGUUCCGAUGUUGCUUUUCCUACUGCACUAAUCUUGUCUCCAACUAGGGAGUUAUCAUGCCAGAUAUAUGCUGAAGCGACAAAGUUUGCAUAUCAAACAGGAGUGAAGAUUGCGGUUUGUUAUGGUGGUGCUCCUAUUGGUCAACAGUUGAGGGUUUUGGAACGAGGUGUUGAUAUUUUGGUUGCUACUCCUGGGCGUUUGGUUGAUUUGAUUGAAAGAGAAAGAAUUUCUUUGAAGAAGAUUAAGUAUCUUGCUUUGGAUGAGGCUGAUCGGAUGCUCGACAUGGGUUUUGAGCAUCAGAUUCGGAAUAUUGUUCAGCAGAUGCAUAUGCCUCCUCCGGGUGAUAGACAGACAUUGCUUUUCAGUGCUACAUUUCCUGAUAAUAUACAGAAACUUGCAUCUGAUUUUCUAUCAAACUAUGUGUUCCUUGCUGUUGGAAGGGUUGGUUCAAGCACUGAACUGAUUGUACAGAAAGUUGAAUCUGUACAGGAUAUGGAGAAAAGAAAUCGUCUUGUCGAUCUUCUCCAACACAAUGUAGUUAAUGGGAAGCUUGCUUUAACUCUUGUAUUUGUUGAAACAAAGAAAGGAGCUGAUGCUUUAGAACACUGGUUGUGCAGAAGUGGUUUCCCAGCUAUUGCAAUACAUGGUGAUAAGGUUCAAAUGGAGAGGGAACGAGCUUUGAGAUCUUUCAAACGUGGUCUGACUCCAAUAAUGGUUGCGACUGACGUUGCUUCCCGAGGAUUGGAUAUCCCUCACGUGGCUCAUGUUAUUAACUUUGACUUACCUAGAGAUAUAGAUGACUAUGUACAUAGAAUUGGUAGAACAGGCCGUGCUGGUCAAACUGGUUUAGCAACAGCUUUCUUCUGCAGCAAGAACCUGCCUAUUGCAAAAUCUCUUGUAGGUCUUUUACAGGAAGCAAAACAAGAAGUUCCUUCUUGGCUUGUCCAAUGUUCUGAGAGUGUCGUACCAGGUGGACGCAACAGCGUUGGAUCUCAACGGUCGCCCUGGAGAGGCAAUUAUGGAGGACGCGAUUUCCGGACUGCAACUGAACCUGGGAUGGAGAGUUACAACAACUAUAACAGUAGUUACAGCAAUUAUGGUGAUAAUGGUUUUCAUAAUGUUCCUGAACAGGUGGAGAAUUACAACUACAGCAGUACCUACAGCAAUGGAGACCAUGCUGCUAACACUUAUACUGAUGCUUCUGUAGAGGUCCAAAACAACAACUGCUCUUUUGAAAGCACUAAUACAGGGUUUGCCGGUGGUUAUGGUUACACUGAUGCUGGUUUAUUAGAAGGUAGUAAUGGUCAAAAUGGGCCAUGUGGUUAUGCAUCUGUUGUGCCCACUGGAUGGGACUAACUAGGCUAGUAUCUUGCUCGUGGCAUCCUUUUUGCUAUUGAUUUUGAUGGAUAGAUACCUUGUAUACAGUGAUGCCGAAGAUCUAAUAGUGCUAUCCCCUAACUUUAUGGUAGUUCAAAAUUUGCAGACCUUUGUGGUAUUUAAUAUUUUUUGGCCCGAGCCCCUUUUUUGGAACUUUACUAUGGUGAGCUCGAAUUGUGGAUACUGGAUAGGAUCAUUUGGUUUUUUGGAUCUUAGUAAUAGGAAGGAUGAGCUUGAUUUGUGGGUUGGAAUAUUUAUCUUUUGCUUUAGUUGUACUAUUGAUUGAUAUCAUACUCUUUUAUGGUCAGAGUUGCCAUAUAAACUCUUCAAUCUAUAUACCAUUCCUAAUAGUGGUUAAUAUAAAUUAGAAAGUGUUUGAUAUUGAAUUUUGUGUGCUUAUUUAGGUAUUUUGCUAUGCCUUUACUAUUAUUAUAACUGAGCAGUAUUUAUAUUUAUAUACAGGUUUUGCUUUUAUGAUCGAUUUUUUAUAAAUCAAA
Molecule: messenger RNA, 2690 nt
Organism: Trifolium pratense (red clover)
Lineage: Eukaryota; Viridiplantae; Streptophyta; Magnoliopsida; Fabales; Fabaceae
Product: DEAD-box ATP-dependent RNA helicase 52C-like
Exons: 6
Coding region: 154-2172 (672 amino acids)
Cellular component (GO): nucleus
Molecular function (GO): RNA binding; ATP binding; RNA helicase activity
Source: RefSeq, a predicted model, not a curated record